UGUUGUGAUAAACUUAUUAAAUAGAUUAGCCAUGAGAGGACAGAGGCCUUUGCUGAGCUUUCUUCCCCUUUUUACAUACAUUGCUCUGUCAACUUGGGUUGUUAUAGGUCUCAUAUAUUUAUUUGGCAAGUACAGCUACAAGUUUGACAUAGGAUGGGCUUUGACUUCUAUCGAUCCAAUUGCCUGGGCCAAUGUUGGAAUAGCGCUUUCCAUAGGGCUCUCAGUAAUCGGGGCGGCGGCUGGUAUCUACAUCACUGGCACUAGUAUUCUCGGUGGCGGAGUGAAGGCACCAUGGAUUAGGGCCAAGAAUUUAGUCAGCAUUGUGUUCUGCGAGGCGGUUGCCAUCUACGGAAUCAUAAUCGCCAUUCUCAUGUCCUCGAGCAUAGAGGAGUUUGACGUCAAAAUGCUGGAUUAUGAGACGCUUAUGAAGAACUAUUUCGCCGGGUAUAUCAUAUUUGGCGCUGGAAUCACAGUCGGUCUGACCAACCUAGUAUGUGGGAUCUCAGUUGGAUUAGUCGGCGCGGGAGCAGCUUUAGCUGAUGCGCAGGAUACGAGGUUGUUUGUGCGAAUCCUCAUCAUCGAGAUCUUUGCCAGUGCCAUCGGUCUGUUCGGUGUCAUCAUUGGCGUCAUAAUGGCCUCUAAAGCAGAUAUGACUGCAGGCGCCCCAAUCGCCGCUUGAACAGUCCUCUUUCCUUAACACACAACAUCCCAGGGCACUACAACAAAGAUUAAUACCCAGGUAGAAAUUGGAUCGGUAUAUAGCACUGAAAAAAAACAUCAGACAGCUCCAAACAACAAUCCGGAACAUUCUAGAAGAGCAAAAUACUUAAAUAACCAGAGGAACUCUUUGAACAUUCUUUGAAACGAAUCCCUAGUGUCUUGUCAGACAAUCUACGAUUUCAGAUGGCGGAUUUUAUUUGGAUACUUAUCAAUAUCAAAUCUCAUUAUUGUCGAAUCGAUUCCAUCUGUUGUUAUGUAUCUUAGUUUGCUGAAAAUUGAAUGUUGUUAAAUUUCUGACCAAACAUUUAAUCGGUAGUUUAUCUUUUUCAGUAUUUGUCAAAAUCACGACUUUAAAUUCUUCUCAAGGGGCUGUGAGGUAGCCACGGAAGUUACGUGUAUUUGUGUGGGUUUGAUAUCGUAAAAUCCUUCGAAACCCGUUGCACGCUGAGUAUAUUUAAUUCAAAUGUAGCUUGACCUGCCGAUCAGUGUAAUUGUUUACAAAUAAAAAGCAUGGUGCUAAACAUGGUAAAGUUGUAAUAAAAAUCAGAUCAAAUUUCGGAUUCAAUAUUUUGAUGGUUGCUACCAGGAAGCGUUUAGUUCGAAAUUUGACUUUCAGAGCUCUAUUUAUUGGGUUUUCGUAUCCUCGUUUUUUUUAGAUUUGGGUGAAUUUAAAUUAAAAGCACAUUUGCUAUUACGACUUUAUGGUUUGAUUAGAUAUCUAUAAUACCCGUUUUGUUCACAUCUGUAAAUUUAGCUGCUCAAUCUUAAUCUAUAAACUAUUUCUAAAUAUCGAUCAAAUUGUUGUUAUAUUCAGCACCUAAAUUGAUACGUUCAAAUGAUGGUACUCAAACAAUUCAUGUCAAUUUAAGUACAGCUACCUGCGAUAUGGUUGCUACUACUAUUACCGUGUAAGCAGAUUUUAGAAUUGAAUUGCAAUUGUUUUCAAAAG
This is a messenger RNA of Symsagittifera roscoffensis, 1669 nucleotides long. Its product is annotated as V-type proton ATPase 21 kDa proteolipid subunit c''-like. NCBI's taxonomy places the organism in Eukaryota, Metazoa, Xenacoelomorpha, Acoela, Convolutidae. The transcript is spliced from 8 exons. Gene Ontology annotation, molecular function: proton-transporting ATPase activity, rotational mechanism. The record is from RefSeq and is a predicted model, not a curated record. Gene Ontology annotation, cellular component: proton-transporting V-type ATPase, V0 domain; membrane. The coding region runs from base 32 to 679 and encodes 215 amino acids. Gene Ontology annotation, biological process: proton transmembrane transport.